Dovyalis caffra is the source of this 1617-nucleotide messenger RNA. NCBI's taxonomy places the organism in Eukaryota, Viridiplantae, Streptophyta, Magnoliopsida, Malpighiales, Salicaceae. The record is from the annotation of a GenBank genome assembly.
AUGGGAAAGAAAGGGAGUUGGUUUUCAGCAAUCAAGAGGGUCUUUUUACCACACUCCAAGGACAAACUAGCUAACGAAUCAGAUAAGAGAAGCUCAAAAGAAAAGAAGAAGAAGGGCCUUGGAAAACUAAGACAUGGAGAGACCACUUCAUUCAUUCCCCUGUUUAGAGAACCAAGUAGUAUUGAGAAAAUUUUGGAUGAGGCUGAAAGAGAGCAUAAAUUAAUUUUCAGGCCUCCCACGCCUCCUGAGCAACCGACGACACCACCCUUUGUACCUCCAAGAGCUGCUUCUCCGAGGGUUGCUUCUCAAAGAGUUACCUCUCCAAGAGCUGCUUCUCCAAGAGCUGCUUCUCCAAGAGUUGCUUCCCCUAGAGCUGCAUCUCCAAGGGUUGCUACCCCUAGAGCAGCUUCUCCUAGGAAUGUUCAACGCCAUAAGGAAAUAAAUUACAGACCAGAACCAACUCUAAGAAACCAUCAUGCUUCGGCUACCAAGAUCCAAGCAGCCUAUAGAGGCUAUGCUGCAAGGAGGAGCUUCAGAGCUCUGAAGGGUCUUGUGAGGCUUCAAGGAGUGGUAAGAGGACAGAAUGUGAAGCGGCAGACAAUGAAUGCAAUGAAAUACAUGCAGCUCUUGGUGCGGGUCCAGUCUCAGAUUCAGUCACGGAGGAUCCAGAUGUUAGAAAACCAAGCACGACGUCAAUCUCAAAACAAAAAUGAUAAAGAAGUGGAUAGUACCUUGGGCAAAUGGGGUCAGUUGUCUGAGGCAGGUAAUAAUGAAGACUGGGACGACAGCGUGCUGACAAAGGAGGAAAUGGAUGCAAGGUUGCAGAGAAAGGUGGAGGCAGUCGUCAAGAGAGAAAGAGCCAUGGCUUAUGCAUAUUCCCACCAGCUGUGGAAGGCCUCUCCAAAAUCUGCUCAGUCAGCUCUGAUGGAUAUCCGUUCCAAUGGAUUUCCAUGGUGGUGGAACUGGUUAGAACGUCAGCUACCUGCAACAAAUCCUCCUGAGAGCCAAGCCUUGAAGAAUUUUCAACUUACACCACCAAGGCCACAUUCGGAGAUAAAGCCUAGCCCAAGACCCCCAUCAAGUAGCCACAAGCAACAACAUUUUGGGUUUGAUAAUAUGGAUACUCCCACACCGAGAUCUUCAAAAUCAACUGCAUUUGUGUCAACGAGACCAGCACGAACUCCUCUUCCUAGAACUCCACCGGCAAACAGCCCUAGCAUGUCAAAAUAUUCAAGAGCAAGAGCCAGUGGAGCAAAUUCUCCUUUUGACUUGCCACUCAAGGAUGAUGAUAGCCUCACGAGCUGCCCGCCAUUUUCAGUGCCAAACUACAUGAAUCCUACAGUUUCAGCCAAAGCCAAAGCAAGAGCUAAUAGUAAUCCCAAGGAGAGGUUUCCAGAGACCCCAAACAGUGAAAAGAGGAGACUUUCUUUCCCUCUUACACAGGGCGUUGGGUCUUUCAAGUGGAACAAAGGCUCCUUCUUCACUAGCAAGGAUUCAAGUUCUCAAAGGGGUUUAGAUAAGCAUCAGUCAGUUCAAUCCAUAGGAAAUUUGAGUGUGGAUUCAACCGUCUCUAUGCCUGCUACGGUUGGACGAAAGCCAUUUAACCGAUUUGUGUGA